AUUAGCUCAUUUUCUCCUGCCCAGUUUUCUCUAGGCAAACUCCGAUCACCGGAUAGAUGGUUCCGGUGACGGAGCCUCUCACCAAAAACCCCAAAAAUUCAAUUUGAUUCUCAAAACCCAUAUAAAAACCUGAAUGGAUUUCUCUCAAAAAGCCUAUGUAGUUCUCCGGUGGUCUCUCGCUCUCCUCUUCCCUAUCGCUGCCUUCUCUUCUCUCUCACUCUUGCUCAUUUUAGUCACCGUCUUCGUAUCCAAUUCUUCGGUCCCCGGCCCCAUUUCGGUUUCGUCUCACUGCAGGAUCGUCUCCAGUAGUGUUGAUCUUAAGUCGGCCAAGGUUUGUGAGCUGGGAUUGUUGAAUUACAAAGCCAAGAAUGUAUUUUAUCCUUUAGAAGGGAGAAGGUUUCGGUGUCGUUAUGAUUACUAUUGGGCUUCUGUUUUUAAGGUGGAAUACCAAGACCAGUCUUCUGGUCAAACUCGGGUUGCACUAGCUGAGGCUCCAACUGAGGCUCUUCCUCUAGAUUGCAGACCUAAUUUUGGUGCUGCAUGGUUGACCAAAGACAAAUUCAAGGUCAAUAAGACUUAUGACUGCUGGUACACAUUUGGUGUUUCUCAAGUAAGCUUAUAUGAGGAUGGUUUCUUCAGUUGCCAAGCUAAAAAUCCGUCUACAUUUGAAAUGAUAAGAAGAUAUUUCUUCCUGUCAACAAAGAUCUUACGCUCCUGGUUGUUAAGCCAGGAACCGGCCGUGUUUUGGAGGUGGGAUACCAUACUUGGAGUUGUUACUGGUUUUUCAAGCGCUUUGAUCUCAAUAACCUUCAUUAGACUCAUGCAGAUCUUGAAAUCCCAAUUGCCUGAUAUCUCUGCUAGAAGAUUGUUUAAACAGUCAAUCUCUGCUGUUCUCUUCAGUCGCACUUGUUUUCUCGUCGCAUACAUCUCUUUUAUGGGUUGGUUGGCCAUUGAGUAUGGGAAAAGACUUGGCCUGCCUGAGAUUUUCACUCUUCUUAAGGACUGAGGCAGGCAGCACUCUUAUCUGACAAGUGCUAAUUCCGUUUUUGUCCCCCUUUGGAUCCUCGAUUCUGAAAAUUCGGAGCUGCUACACGUACAUGUUUCAUUCAUCCCCGUGAUAUACAGUUGAGUAGGUAAAUCGUAAAUGUACUUCAAGUUGUUGAGUAGAAUAUGUUUUGCUCUAUAGAAAGUGUAUAUGUAAAUUACCUGGGAUGGAACAACAGUUGCAGUUAUCUCAUGUCAACAAAAAGAUCCCCAACAUUAACCACAUCAUCUCCCCAGGUUUCUCUCUUGUCCCUUUCUGCUGGGUCAGGUACAGAUUGGGUCUAAUUUAAUAGCAGUAAUAAUGAUAAUACUGCAGUCAUGAUUUAUGUCUUCACAUGUAUAUUUUCUAAUGUUUAGGUUUUUAGGACUUUAUAAAGUAACCAGUAUAGUUCACUUUACCGGUUGGCAGUAUCCAUUUUCUUUUGUAAUGGAAUGAAAGUUACAUUGGCCUCACUAUGUAAAUUGGCAAGGAUACCACACACUGUAUCGAACUCCGACCACCC
This is a messenger RNA of Argentina anserina (silverweed cinquefoil), 1547 nucleotides long. RefSeq lists its product as uncharacterized. NCBI's taxonomy places the organism in Eukaryota, Viridiplantae, Streptophyta, Magnoliopsida, Rosales, Rosaceae. The record is from RefSeq and is a predicted model, not a curated record. The transcript is spliced from 5 exons. Bases 134 to 1006 code for a protein of 290 amino acids.